CAGCAUCCCGGCGCAUCACACAACCGCUCGACCUCCACAGCGUUCGAUCGUCCGCUGCCGCCUUCCGCUCACGACCGUGGUAUACCAUACGACAGCACGCGACUCGUCUACAGCAUACCCGUGGAAGUGACGACGGCAGACGAUUAUCAUAGUAUCGGCGUGUACGUCGUAUGCGACGUGAUUUAUAGGUGUUGCGGUCAACAGUUGUAUAAGCUCCAAGUCUGCCGUUUUACUAUACAUACAUACGCUUACAUUAUCGUAUUGCACAGCGUCAUAUCACCUCGAACCGUCGUCAUGAACGGCCGCCGCGAUUCCGCUGUGCUGAUGACAGCGGCUCUGGCUCUUUUGACGUUGACCGGAACUCGGGGCCAACCGACGUCCGACACCUCCUCGUCACGGGAAACAGCAGCUUCCGAUCAGUCGUCCACAGCCGACGACAUUAACUCCGUCGACCCAGCGUUUUCCAGGCCCUUCAACGGAUCGGCUGAGAGCUUGAAAAAAGUCAUGUGGAAGAGGUGCGUGUCCAAGAACUACGUGACGUGCGCUAAGCUGGCGCUGGUGCAUCUGGUAGACCGUCUGGAGCGGACCAACGACAGCUACUCGCUGGUGUCCGGCGUCACGGUGUCCAGCCAAAAGUUGGUCGGUCGGGCAGAGGACGGCGACGGAUCCGUACCCGAGCAAACGACCGCUGGCCGCGACUCGUCGGAGGCUUUUGACAGGUUGCUUGUCGACAAGUUGGGCCAUUACUUUGGCACACUUACACUCAACGUCAAGCUGUUGGACGACGCGACGGUACGGUCAGUUCGGAAGUUGGGAGAGGCUGCGGCCGACGCGUCCAUUCAAUCGGGCAGGGGCAAGAAGCAAAAGUACGCGCAGUCCAUCCUGUUGGCCGGAUGGGUGACCGGGGCCAUGCUGCUGGCGCUCGGCAUGAAGGCGAUCGCCGUGCUCGCGGGCAAGGCGCUGAUGACGGCGCUCAUGUCGCUGCUUCUGUCUGGGCUAGCGUCGUUCCGCGGCGGCGGUCACUCCGAGCCCAAGAGCACCACGUACGAAAUCGUCACCAAGCCAGUGUACUCUCACUCGCACUCGACCGCGGACGACACGCACUCCGCCGGCUCACAGAACAACCCCACGUACAGGCGGUCCAUCGGCGGCGGAGCAGGGGGUGGCGGCGGCGUCAUGGGGUUGCAACCGGUGCCGGCCCCGUCGUCUGCCGAGGAUGCCGACCACGUUGUGUACCGCAUCCACACUUCUGACAAGACGCCUAUUUAUAUACCCAUCAUCGAUCGCCGCUGACCCCCACCCAUCGCCCACCCAGCUGUCGUGUGUUUGGCGUAAUGUCGUAUUGUGUGUAUUUAUUAUUAUUAUUAUUAUUAUUAUUAUUACAUUAUUACUAUUUUAUCGUCGACAUACGUCCACGGCAAAGCUAAUUUAUUCAUAUUAUUGUAUACCUAUGCAUUAUUAUUUAUUUACCCUUUGUUUAAUUUUAUUUAUACAUUAUUAUAUCAUGUUUUAUGCUGUUUUGCGUCCAUUUAUGUUUAUAUAUAUAUAUACUCUAUAACUACCUAUUUAGGACCUAUUGUAUACCGAAUGGUAUUUUUUUUUUAAUUGUCUACAUUUUGUACGACUGAUAGUCAUGUAUACUCGUGAAUCUUGACUCAGAAGUCUGUGGUGUGGUUCUCGCCAUCCUUAUAACUUCGAUCAAAUUAUUAAACGUGUUUAUUUAUAUCGAUCGUCGACCGAUAUCCAGCUUAUGAUCUCUGUAAGUUCAAAUAAUUUUUUUUUAUAAUGUGAUUUACCUAUUUGAUGUUUAAAAAAAUGGUUUCAAAUUUGGAGUGCCGAUUACGCUGUUCCAUAAUAAAAUCAACAGGCUAUUAACUACAA
Myzus persicae (green peach aphid) is the source of this 1881-nucleotide messenger RNA. RefSeq lists its product as uncharacterized. Bases 295 to 1293 code for a protein of 332 amino acids. Lineage: Eukaryota; Metazoa; Arthropoda; Insecta; Hemiptera; Aphididae. The record is from RefSeq and is a predicted model, not a curated record. The transcript is spliced from 3 exons.